UCCCGGUCAAAGCGCGGGCUCCAUUUUGCAUCUCCUUCCCCAACCCAUCCGGUACGGACCCAAAUCUCGCCCAAACGCAACGAAAAGCGCAGAAGAGAUUUCCAGGAAGCAGCAGUGCUGCAGGCGCGCGGAUUCGGGGUCCGUCGUUCCUCCAUAGACCGCGAAUCCCCUCCUCUGCACCUGCGGGAUUCGCCGCCUGUCGCAGAUCCAAGAAACGCAUUCCGGGCGUGGAACCAGUUGGGCCAGGGAAGAUUUAACCAGGCGGGCCCGGACGGAGGCUAGGGUUGGGUCUGAUGCUCCCAGCUCGCUGAGGAUCGUUAUUACGAGAUAAGCUUCUGAUUCCGCCAGACGGCUCUUGAAAUGAUGGAGGAGGGGCAAUCAGCUUCAUAUACUGUGGAUGAUGCGCUCUUGUCAUCAGGUUUUGGGAGGUUCCAGAUACUGAUUCUUUCAUAUGCUGGGAUUGGCUUAAUUGCCGAAGCGAUGGAAAUGAUGCUGCUGUCAUUUGUUGGUCCAUCAGUACAGCUAGAAUGGAAGCUUACUUCUCAUCAGGAAAGCAUGAUUACAAGUGUUGUUUUUGUUGGAAUGCUGAUUGGAGCUUACUCGUGGGGUGUGGUUUCAGACAACUAUGGAAGGAGGAGAGGCUUUCUAUUUACUGCCAUCGUGACAAGUGGAGCUGGAUUCUUGAGUGCUUUUGCUCCGAACUAUCUGUCAUUAAUUUCCCUGAGAUUCUUAGUUGGUAUUGGUUUGGGAGGAGGGCCUGUUCUGGGAUCUUGGUUCUUGGAAUUUGUUCCUGCUCCAACUAGAGGAACAUGGAUGGUGGUAUUUUCUGCAUUUUGGACUGUUGGGACAAUAUUGGAGGCAUCUCUUGCAUGGACAGUUAUGCCCAAGUUUGGCUGGAGGUGGUUGUUAGCAUUAUCAGCUAUUCCAUCUUUUCUCCUGCUGCUAUUUUAUGCCAUUACGCCAGAGUCACCAAGGUUCCUUUGCAUGAAAGGCCGAACUACCGAGGCUGUGGAUGUAUUGGAGAAAAUGGCAAGACUAAACAAUGUACAACUACCUUCUGGUAGGCUUGUUUCUGACAAAAAUAUUGAGCUAGAUGAAGUCUCAGGAUCUUCAGAGUCCACGACACUUUUGUCUGGUGCCGAAGAAAGUGACAACCUAAGUGAAGAUCGUGGUUCUGAUUUCGGAGGUAUUAAGUCUGUUGGCAAGCUACUUGCACCAAAACUGAUCAGAGCAACCCUGCUUCUGUGGAUGGCCUUCUUUGGAAAUGCGUUUGCCUAUUAUGGCAUUGUUCUUCUGACAUCAGAGCUCAGUAAUGGAAAUAGGAUAUGUGCCAAACAGGAUGUUGAAUCAGUUAAUUCAACUAAUGCAAGCCUAUAUAAGAAUGUUUUCAUAUCUAGUUUUGCAGAGAUCCCAGGGUCAUUUCUAUCGGCCAUGAUCGUGGAUAGAUUUGGUCGCAAGCUUUCAAUGGCGUCGAUGCUCUUCACUAGCUGUGUUUUCUUAGUCCCACUGGUGUUCUCCCGGACAGAUAUACUAACCAGAAUCUCCCUGUUUGGUGCCCGGCUCUGUAUAUCCGCCAGCUUCACCAUUGUAUACAUAUAUGCUCCAGAGAUUUACCCGACCGCGGUGAGAACGACGGGCAUUGGCAUCGCGAGCUCAGUGGGCAGGAUCGGCGGCAUCCUUUGCCCGCUCGUCGCGGUCGCCCUGGUGCACAGCUGCCAGCAGACGACGGCGAUCCUCCUCUUCGAACUUGUAAUCUUCCUCUCCGGCCUGGCCGUCUCGUUCUUCCCCUUCGAGACGAAGGGGUGUAGACUCAACGACACCGAGGUGGACAUGAACUGAUCCACCUGGCUGGGUGUACUGUCACCCUGUGAGAGCAUUUUUUCUGUAGCGGUUACCGGAAUUGCCUAUUCAUUGGACAUUUUUAGCAACACUAAUACGGAUACGAUGGAUGUUUUACAAUUGGAAAUAAAUAAAUGAACGUGCCUCAUGGGCUGUUUCUCUCUA
Sorghum bicolor (sorghum) is the source of this 2004-nucleotide messenger RNA. RefSeq names its product organic cation/carnitine transporter 7. Gene Ontology annotation, biological process: transmembrane transport. Gene Ontology annotation, molecular function: transmembrane transporter activity. NCBI's taxonomy places the organism in Eukaryota, Viridiplantae, Streptophyta, Magnoliopsida, Poales, Poaceae. Gene Ontology annotation, cellular component: membrane. The transcript has 7 exons. Bases 361 to 1839 code for a protein of 492 amino acids. The record is from RefSeq and is a predicted model, not a curated record.